Mus caroli (Ryukyu mouse) is the source of this 1862-nucleotide messenger RNA. It is a transcript of the gene Fam228b, whose product is annotated as family with sequence similarity 228 member B. The record is from RefSeq and is a predicted model, not a curated record. Lineage: Eukaryota; Metazoa; Chordata; Mammalia; Rodentia; Muridae.
AAGGGCCUGUGGAAGCCUGCACGGCAGGACGGCCCGCGCACGCGGUCUGUGUCGGAGCCGGCGAAUCGCGAAUCCGGGGCCCGGUACUCCCUGCUUUUCUAGGGACUGUGUUACUUGAUGACCACAAUGAAAAAUAGGAGCCAAGAUGAUAUGGUGACGGGCACACUCCCCAAGCUCAAGAGCUCCAAAGAAUGGUUGGAACCACAGUCGCUUUCUUUUAUGGAGGCUUUAGCUAAAGAAGAUACUGAUGCAGCUGUUCAAUCAAUUUUAUAUAGAGAAAAUUAUAUAAUGAAGGAACUAGAUAAGUAUUUACAUCAUCAAGACUUCUUAAACACAAGAAGAAAAGAGAUGCUGUAUAAAAAGUGGGUUGAACGUGUGGCAGAUCCUCUCCAGAAGAAAAUUAUAGAAAAAGUUCAUUCACAUAAGAACAUUAAAAAGAGGAGACGUCAAGAAUUAGACAAUUUUUUGAAACAUUCAAAUAAGAAGGGAAAUGCAUUUAUAGAGCAUUAUGAUCCAAAAGAAUAUGAUCCUUUUUAUAUGAGCAAGGAGGACCCCAAUUUUCUGAAGGUUAUCAUGCCACCGUUUCGUGACCCCUUGAAAAAAGCCCAAUAUGACCAGGACGAUGAAAAAAGAACCCUUCUGCAGUGUGAGACUGGCAAAAUCUAUACAAUGAAAGAAUUUAAAGAGAUGGAGAAGGCCCAGUUGCAUUGCAGAUUCCCGAGUAUUUCUAACUCAAGGCAAAGUAUGACUGCAAAUGGAUGGCUUAGAGUGCCCAUGAGUUACAUAGACAGUGAAUUUUGUAAAAGGAGCAGGUUGAAAGUGAAGAUGAAUUUUAAUGCUAGUAGUUUUGAUUUGAGUCCAUUGAAAAGGGUGCCUAAUUUUCUGGAAUACCGGGAGGAAGAAAUGAUGAUCAUUUACAAAAACAAUGGGCUCUUCUGUCUGGACAAUGAAGCUCCAUGUCUCCUGGAGAGAAAGAACCCAAGUUCCAAAGGAAUCACCUCUGAAGGUCACCAUUCUGUAACCCUGUGCCCGGAGGUAGAAAGGGAUGAGAGCUAACCAGGACGCGGUUUUGACAGCCACAUGUCCUGACUCUUGAUCUGUGCAAGGGCCCGCUGCAGAUGGAUGCUUUAGAGGAGGUUACCUGCUGGGAGGACCAAGGAAGACACUUAAGAACCGUUCUGUUCUGACCUUCAAUAAACUCAAUUGUUAGCUCAGUGUCUGUGAUGAUUAAGAAAUGACAGUACCUUUCCCCAGAAGUUUAUUUUCCUCUGAAGUUAAAAGCAUCACCAAAGGAUCCAUAGAAAUGGUGAUUUUACUGGGUGCCUGUCUCAGUUCAUUUGGUUUGUGACUAAAUUCUUUCUGCUCAGGUACCACUGAAAUUGAGUCUUAAGAUAGUGUCUCGUUCCAUAUACAUUAUCUGCCUUAUUCCCCUGAACAGUUAUCCAGUCUCUUAAAAUCUUUCCUUCAAUCUACACAAGGUUCCAGGUAAAAACUCAAUAAAGUAAAAAAAAUAUUGUGAGAAAUUUUAGAAAAAUGUAUACAAAUGGAGAUAAUUGUUUAAGAAACCUGCAUUCAGUUUCAAUAAUGAAAACAUGGUCUGUCUUACUUUACCUAUUGCUACACAGUUCUCAACCAUAACAAAAUGUAGAAGCAGCUCUUAGAGAUGUUUCCAAAGAUUGUCUUUCCAGAUGGUGGACAGUAGCCUCCUUUUUCUUUCCCUGUCCUUGGAUGGGAAUAGCAAUUCCAAAUACUUCACAAAUAGUUCCUUUGAAAGAGCCUCUUCCUGGUUGUACAUGACUGUAACCCCUCCAACCCCCUGGAGGCUGAUGCAGGAUUCCAAGUUGCAGGCCAGCCUCUGGGAA